Messenger RNA from Astrephomene gubernaculifera, 533 nucleotides. NCBI's taxonomy places the organism in Eukaryota, Viridiplantae, Chlorophyta, Chlorophyceae, Chlamydomonadales, Astrephomenaceae. The record is from the annotation of a GenBank genome assembly.
GGGAGGCAGCAGCAGUUGCCUUCAGUUGGCGGAUGUACGGACGAAGCUGCUGGCGGGGACGUUCGUACUGCCGGGGUUGCAGCAUGUGUUUUGUGCAUGGGGUGCCGUACACGCCGUGACAGCCUCCGGAGCCCUGUGGUCCUAUCGCGAGAUCGACCUGGCCUCACAACUGGAGGCCCUGCUGCGCCGCUCGCUUCACAAGCUGGCUCUAGACGUGGCCCGGGGCUGGUGGGGCGGCCAGCAACACCACCCCGGGGGGGCAGCGGGGGCGGGGGCGGGGGCGGAUGCCGCGACUCUGGCCGCCAUACACCAGCGCUGGGGCGACCAUCUGUACGGCAAGGGCGAGUUCGAUGCCGCCAUGACGCAGUAUCUGGAGACGGUUGGGCAGUUGGAGCCCUCGUACGUCAUCCGGCGGUUCCUAGACGCACAACGCAUACACAACCUGACCGCAUACCUUGAGGUCAUGCAUGAGCGGGGCCUAGCCACCUGCGACCACACCACCCUGCUCCUCAACUGCUACACCAAACUGAAGG